Paramecium sonneborni is the source of this 1181-nucleotide messenger RNA. Lineage: Eukaryota; Ciliophora; Oligohymenophorea; Peniculida; Parameciidae. The record is from the annotation of a GenBank genome assembly.
AUGUCAAUAAAAGUUUCUGACUUUUUGCAAAUGGAUAGAUUAUAAGAUUAUUUUCAAAAAAUUUAAGAAGAGGAAGAUAGAAAACAUAAAAUCUAAGAACUUACUACUAAAUUAAUAGAGAAAUCAUAAAAGAGACUUAAGUAAUUAUUAAAUUAAUUAGAUUGUAGAAUAGGAACUAACGAGUUGAUUAGAGAUUUAAUGAAAAACUAAAAAAUAUGAAAGAGCUCAAUACAUUUAUUGAUGUAAGAUAAUAGAUUGUUGAAUCAAAUUUGUUAAAUGAUGUAAAGCUAAUGGAUUAAAUAUAAACGGAAUUCAAAAAUGUUUAAACAAAAACAUAAGAACAAUGGAUUUAAAAACAAUUGAAUUUAGAUUCAACUGUAAAAACUUAGAAAAAGCAAUCUUUUUCUACAUAUUCAACUAAAAAUUUUUCAUAAUCAAAUUCAGUUGUUCCUAUAAAAAGAGUGUUGGAUAAUACAUUUCUGACUUCAUCUAUGUAGAAUUUUGUAAGUGACCCAAGAUCUACUGCUUCAUAAAUAAAUAAUGGCUCAUAUAAUUUUGAUAUUUUAGUUGAAAAUGGAUUGCUAUCCAAAAAUUAAAACUCCAUAAAACUAACAGUAUCAAAAUAUUAUUCUAAAUAUUAAAAUAAAACCAAUGAAUUCAUAAAGAAUAUGAAAUUAAAUUGUAUUGCUAAAUAUAAACCAAUUUAAGAAAAAAUAAAUAAAAAAGAAAUCAAAUUAUCAAAUAACAAUUCCUAAUAUUCCUAACAUUCCCCUAUGCGAUAAAGAGGAAGACCUUAAACUUGUUUUGAAACUAAUUAAUUAAGUACAUAAAAAAAAGAAAAUUUAUAAUAAUCUUCUUCAGAAAAUUAAAAAUCUAUUAUGAAAGUGAACUCAAAUAAUAACUCAGAAAAAUGUUCAAAUGAAAGAACAAAGAAUCUUUAAUCAAUGAUCAACUUUUAUCAAAAUUCAAAUGGAUAGACUGAUAAAAGACUUAAAACACCACAGUAUCGCAGGAGAAUAGGAUAAUCUUUUCUAAAAUUUAAUAAAUCUUUAACUGAAGUCGAAUCUGAAUUAAAUAAAUCUAGUUAAGUUAAUAAUGAUAUAUUAAAGAAAAUGGAAUCCAUCGUAAAUGAUGUUUAUGAGAAAUAUUAAACAUAAUCCAGUUUUUAUAAUUUUUAUUGA